Closterium sp. Yama58-4 is the source of this 4752-nucleotide messenger RNA. NCBI's taxonomy places the organism in Eukaryota, Viridiplantae, Streptophyta, Zygnematophyceae, Desmidiales, Closteriaceae. The record is from the annotation of a GenBank genome assembly.
AUGUAUGCGAUGUCUAUUAGUGGAGAGGGUGCUCAGUACUUGCGUGUUCCGCCCGACCCGGGCAUUCAGGCCAGUCCGGCUGCCGCUCUAGGUGCUAGUGCGUCUGCUCCCACAGGUCCUGGUGAGGCUGCAGCCCUAGGUGCUAGUGCGUCCGUGCCCCCUGGUACUGAGUCGACUGCAGCACUGCACACCUUCACACUGGACUCAGGUGCUUCUCGCUCCUUCUUUCGUGACCGCACUGUCCUUGAGCCACUCGCUCGGCCAGUUGUUGUCUCCCUUGCUGACCCCUCUGGGGGUCCGGUCAUUGCGACCUCCUCCACUGUCCUUCCUUGUCCGGCGGUCCCGUCCGGCACGCUGUCAGGUCUCUACCUCCCCUCGUUCUCUACGAACUUGGUGGCAGGUAGUGCGCUCCAGGACGGGGGUGUUCACCAGUUCACCCCCGCCUACGAGCGCGUGACACACUGCACGUGUGCUCGGACGGGUCGCCACCUGGCUACCUUCACUCGGGAGCCGGGGUCGGACCUUUACACACUGACCACUGAGUCCCCUCAGGUAGCUGCGUCCGCGUCUGCGUCUGCGUCAGGUCAGCUGUCCGCCCCCUGCUCGUGUCGCUCUCUGGCGCAUGAGACUGUCCUUUGGCACCACCGCCUUGGUCACCCGUCUGUGCAGCGCCUUCGGGCCAUGCACAAACGGGACCUUGUUGCUGGUCUUCCCAGGGUACUCCCUCCCCUUCCAGACUCGCCUGCUCCUCCCUGUAUUCCCUGUGUCGAGGGGCGGCAGCGCGCCGCUCCUCACUCCUCCUCCUUUCCCCCGACGACUGCUCCUUUGCAGACGCUCCACUUGGACGUGUGGGGCCCAGCCCGCGUCCGUGGCCAGGGUCAGGAGAGGUACUUCCUGAUUGUUGUUGACGACUUCUCGCGCUUCACCACGGUCUUCCCCUUGCGCGCCAAGGGUGACGUCCCUGAUGUAUUGAUCCCCUGGAUCCGCAGAUCUCGUCUCCAGCUCAGUGAGCGUUUCCGCUCCGACUUCCCUGUCCUGCGUCUGCACUCUGACAGAGGUGGGGAGUUUACCUCUGGCCUCUUGGAGGCCUUCUGUCAGCAGGAGGGCAUUGAGCAGUCGUACACGCUUCCGGCCUCUCCACAGCAGAAUGGGGUUGCUGAGCGCCGCAUUGGCCUGGUCAUGGAGGUCGCUCGUACCUCCUUGAGCCAUGCGGCUGCCCCCCAUUUUCUGUGGCCGUUUGCAGUCCGAUACGCUGCGCAUCAGCUCAACCUCUGGCCCCGUGUCUCCUUGCCCGAGACUUCUCCGACACUGCGUUGGACGGGAGAGGCUGGCGAUGCGUCGCGUUUUCGGGUCUGGGGAUCCCGAGCUUUUGUCCGCGACACGUCCGCGGACAAGCUCUCCCGUCGCGCUGUCCCCUGCGUCUUCCUUGGCUUUGUCCCGGACGCCCCUGGCUGGCAGUUCUACCACCCCACCUCGCGUCGUGUCCUGGCCUCUCAGGACGUCACUUUUGACGAGUCCGUCCCCUACUACCGCCUCUUCCCCUACCGCACUGCCCCGCUCCCCCCCCCACCUCUCUUCCUCGCUCCAGGUGCUGAGGUACCAGACCCCCUCCCCCCUCAGGGUGCCGCUCCCUCAGGUGUGUCCCAGGUAGACCCGGGUGAGCCUGUCGAGGUAGCUGUUGACUCUCGUCCUGCUAGGGGUGCUGAGCCUGGGGGUGCUGCAUCUGGGGGUGCUGAGCCUGGGAGUGCUGAGUCUGGGGGUGCGGAGCCUGGAGGUGCGGAGCCUGGAGGUGCUGAGCCUGGGGGUGCUGAGUCUGGGGGUGCUGAGUCCGGGGGUGCUGAGCCUGAGCGUGCUACACCUGGAGGAGCCCUCUCCUCCCAGCAGCUGCAGGAGAGGUACCUCGAGUACUGCCGCCUCCGCAGAGGUGCUGCUGGAGCUCGUCCUGGUACUUCCCCUCCUACCCGGGAGCUCCCCCCCAUUCAGCAGAUCCGCGAGUGGUACACACGGCGCUGCAGUCUUCGGAGUGGUGCUCCUGGUGCUGCGGACCCUGGGGGUGGCGCUGCUGCUGGUGCUGAGGACCCGGACGUUGGAGCUGCUGCUGGUGCUGCGGACCCGCCUGGUGGAGCUGCUGCUGGUGCUGAGGACUCGGACGUUGGAGCUGCUGCUGGAGCUGAGGACCCGGGCGGUGGCGCUGCUGCUGGUGCUGAGGACCCGGACGUUGGAGCUUCUACUGGUGCUGAGGACCCGGGCGGUGGAGCUGCUGCUGGUGCUGAGGACUCGGACGGUGGAGCUGCUGCUGGAGCUGAGGACCCGAGCGGUGGCGCUGCUGCUGCUGCUGAGGACCCGGGCGUUGGAGCUACUACUGGUGCUGAGGACCCGGCCGGUGGAGCUGCUGCUGGUGCUGUGGACCCGGACGCUGGAGCUCCUACUGGUACUGAGGACCCGGCCGCUGGAGUCUCUUCUGCUUCUGGAGACGCUGCGCGGCCGCGACCGUACUUCGUACCGCUCCUUCAGCAGGUUCUUGGGCAGGCUCCUCCUCCUUGUCCUCCUCCCUCCGUAGAGUGUCCUCCGCCUGUCCAGCCGCAGUCACUGUUACCGCCUACCUCGCCUCUCCCUGCUCCCUCUCCUUACACUGGUCCCACAGGAGGUCUUACAGAGCGUCGUGAGCCUGAGUCUCGUCCUGCGUCGCCUGUUCGUCCUGCUCGCACUGGUAGUCGUGUCCGUCGUGAGCGUCCUCCUCCUGUCCCAGGCACUCACUACAUGACUCUGCGUCCCUCUACUGCUCCUCAGCGUGUCCCUCUACCGUCUCCUCCUGCGUCCUCUUUGCCUGACGUUCCGGCCCCUGAGUCUGACCGGUAUCGUGCUGAGCACCCUACUGUCACGCGUCUCCUCGCUACUGUUGUCACUGACCCUACCUUUGAGUCCUCGGCUGCGUCUGCUCUGGUCGCUGAGUUGGUUGACUUUGCUGCUGCCUGUCGUCUAGACUACGCUGCUAGCCUUGUUGCUGAGUCUGAGUCUGAGUCUGUCUGUCCUCCGUCCGUCGGGGGUGAGUGUGCUCUUGGCACGGACGUCCUUGAGGACAGACAGGAGGAGUUCCAGUGUCUUGCUGCUGCUUUGCCCCGUCUCGUGUCCUUGCUAGUUGCCCCUGAGGGAGACCCGGAUGCACCAGACAUCCCGACCCCGCGCACUUACGCUGAGGCGAUGGCGGGUCCCUACUCCUCUCAGUGGCAGACAGCCAUGGACGCCGAGAUGGCUUCCUGGAAGUCCACACGCACCUACGUCGACGAGGUUCCCCCUCCUUGGGCGAACAUCGUCAGUGGCAUGUGGAUUUUCAGGGUGAAGCGGCCGCCGGGUUCUCCGCCUGUCUUCAAGGCGCGUUACGUGGCUCGAGGCUUCAGUCAGCGAGAGGGAGUUGACUUCUUCCAGACCUUCUCCCCCACCCCAAAGAUGACUACUCUUCGGGUGCUGCUGCACAUAGCCGCUCACCGCGACUACGAGCUUCACUCACUUGACUUCAGCACUGCUUUCUUGCAGGGCAGCCUGCACGAGGAGAUCUGGCUGCGCCGCCCACCUGGCUUCACUGGGUCGUUUCCUCCUGGUACCCAGUGGAGGCUUCAGCGGCCGGUCUACGGUCUCCGCCAGGCUCCGCGUGAGUGGCACGACACACUGAGGACUACACUUGCGGCUCUUGGGUUCGCGCCUUCUACAGCUGACCCGUCGCUGUUCCUGCGCACAGACACUUCGCUGCCGCCGUUCUACAUCCUCGUGUACGUCGACGACUUGGUCUUUGCCACUGCUGACACUGCAGGACUCGCCUACGUGAAGUCGGAGCUGCAGAGGAGACACACGUGCACAGACCUGGGUGAGCUGACAAGCUAUCUUGGCUUGCGGAUCACCCGGGACAGAGCACGGCGCACCAUCACCCUGACUCAGUCACACAUGGUGCAGCAGGUUCUCCAGCGCUUCCGCUUCACGUACUCCUCGCCUCAGUCCACUCCUCUGCCUACCGGUCACUCGCUCUCAGCUCUGCCUUCGGAUGAGUCCGUAGAGCCGAGUGGCCCGUAUCCAGAGCUUGUGGGCUGCCUCAUGUACCUGAUGACCUGCACUCGACCUGGCCUUGCAUACCCUCUUAGCAUCCUUGCACGCUAUGUCGCUCCUGGCCGUCACAGGAAGGAGCACAUGGAUGCCGCUAAGAGGGUGUUGCGCUACUUGUGCAGUACGUCGGGCAUGGGGCUUGUGCUUGGAGGGCGAGACCGAGUUGUUCUCACAGGGCACUCAGACGCUUCUUGGGCAGACGACCAGGCCACUCAGCGGUCGUCUCAGGGUUACACCUUCAGCCUUGGCUCUGGCUCAGUUUCUUGGCGCUCUACACGCUCUUCUUCUGUUCUCGGCUCCAGUUGCGAGGCUGAGAUCUACGCUACAGCCAUGGCUGCCCAGGAGCUACGCUGGCUGACCUACCUGCUGACCGACCUCGGAGAGCGGCCUCGUUCUCCUCCAGUACUGUACGUCGACAACAAGGCUGCCAUUGCCUUGUGUGAGGAGCACAGACUGGAGCACAGAACGAAGCACAUCGCCCUGCGGUACUUCCUUGCUCGUGAGCUGCAGCAGCGCGGUCAGCUUUGUAUUCGCUACGUGGCCACUGAGGCCAACACUGCUGAUGUGUUCACCAAGGCGCUUCAGCCUCGUGACCAUCAGCGCUUCUGCACUCUACUAGGCCUUGUGCCUACUGGACCUCACUUACUUACCUCUUGA